Molecule: messenger RNA, 1293 nt
Organism: Rotaria socialis
Lineage: Eukaryota; Metazoa; Rotifera; Eurotatoria; Philodinida; Philodinidae
Source: the annotation of a GenBank genome assembly
AUGGCAUGGAAUUAUCUAGAAAAUUGCUUCUAUGAAAAGCGUAUUAAUACAACUUUACAUGGUUAUAAUGAUCUACACGAUCGUUGGCUAUCUGACUUUGAUUGUUUUGACCGUUGUUUAAGAACUGAUUCUCGAAACUGUCGUUCAUUUGAACAUUGGCAUAAGAAUGGUUACGGUAUCUGUGUACGAGCAAAUAUUUCAUUAACUGAUUAUCCAUUAAUAACAAGACAUAAUCCAUUCGUUGACUAUUAUGAAAUUCGUUGUAGACAAGAUCAUGAAACUAUAAAACCAAGUGUAAUACAUUGUCCAAAUGAUCAAUUGUUCUUAACAAUUCAAUUAAAUGGUAUUGAUCCAAAUGAUGUUCUACUUGGUGAUCGCAGUUGUAAAACUAAUUGGUCAAAUGAAACACACGCUCAAUUUAUUUCACAUAUCAAUAAUUGCUCAUUGACACUAAUCAAUGAUUCGAUUGUGGGUAAAAUUCGUUGGAAAAAUGUACAUAAACAUAACCAUACCAUCAAACAAUAUGAACGUUUUUUUGUCUGUCAACCUAAUAUCGAACAAAUACGUCUAAUGCAUCGAACUUCAACAAAACCAACACUAUACGAUGAUCACAAUGCAUUAAUAGUGUCUUCGAAUCAUUAUGAUAUAUACAACGAUGAACAAGAAAUGAUGUCAUCGAACAGAAUUACUUUCGCAUGGAAAUCACAUAAUCAUUCAUAUUUAUGUCCUCAAUCGUGUUAUAUAUCUCUAUAUUCUUUUAUUAAUAUAACACUCGAUGAUUUAUCAUUAAUAUCAUCGAAAUUUCUGAUUGAUUCGUGUGAUUUCAUAGCACUUCAUCCUUACGCGAAUUAUGUACAGUCAAGACGAUUGAUUUAUCAAGGCUGUUCUAUUGAUCCAACUGUGAUUCAAGUUGCAAUGAAUUCUUCCUCAUCUUCAAUAUUUCAUUUUUCAUUUUAUCUAUAUCACAUACUUAAAGAACCGAUUCCAUUUCAAAUACAAUGUAAAAUUUUACAUCAAGAUGAUCAAACUGAAUUACAAAAGAAUAUCGACUGUUCAAAAGCAUUUAUUAAUAAUAAUCAUAAUGAUCCUUCAUCUAUGCAUAAAAAUGGCAAACAAGAUUAUUCCUUUAAAUUGUUUCAUUCAUCGAAAGUUUAUGUUACCAGACAAUUACCCUUCAUUGACUCUGAACGAGGAGCAUUUCAUAGUAAAAGUCCAAUUAUGUCAAUUGCUGCCGUCCAUUAUACAAAGUGCUGUCUUUUAGCCUUUUUUGUUCUUCUAUUAAAUGCAAUUUAG